Messenger RNA from Clonostachys rhizophaga, 879 nucleotides. Lineage: Eukaryota; Fungi; Ascomycota; Sordariomycetes; Hypocreales; Bionectriaceae. The record is from the annotation of a GenBank genome assembly.
AUGGCAGAACAUCUGCAAAUUGGGGCCCUUUUCGAUGUGAAGGGCCGAUGCGUGGCAGUCACUGGUGGAGCAUCUGGGAUAGGGCUCAUGAUCUCGCGAGGUUGUGUGGCUAAUUCAUGCAGCGUCAUUCUGAUUGAUGUUAAUGAAGAGGCUCUUUCAAAGGCAAAGCUUGAGCUGGAGAAAAUAAUCAGCUCUUCAAGCUCUAAUCCCGCUCAAGUCCAAACAAUCCACGGUGAUCUUUCUACAGAAGGUGGAGUUCAAGCCGUGGUGGAAAAUGUCAAGUCAAAGGUCCAGUGUCUAGAUACGUUAAUUCACUGUGCCGCGAUUCGGUACAUGAACAACACAGCCUAUAAGCCCGGUGAAACUCUCGAGCAACUUGAAUCAGCGACAUUAUCUGCGCCUUACAGUGGCUGGGAGCACACUAUGCGACUAAAUGUUCUUGCACCAUACUUCCUAACGGCCGGCCUUAUCUCAUUGCUCGGCAAGGCUGCCGCGAAGGGGGGCGGAAGAGGAAGCGUCAUUCUAUUCAGUAGCCCCGCAAGUGUACACAAUAAUCAGUUUGUUCCAUGCUACCAGACGUCGAAAGCGGCCGUUGAUCAUCUGGUACGCAUUAUGGCGAUGGAAUUUGCCGACUUUUACAUUCGCGUGAAUGGCAUGUCGCCUGGGAUUGUACCUUCGGGAAUGACAACCAAUGACAGCAAUUCUAACAUUCAUCUCGUUAAUGAGACCCCAGCAAAACGAGCGGGAACAGAAGAAGACAUGGUCAGCUGUGCGCUUUGGCUCAUGAGUAAAGCCGGAGAGUUCAUGGACGGAAAGAUGACUCGUAUUGAGGGUGGACGGUUAUUAGUUCUCAAGGGUGUAACAUCAAAUUCAGACUAG